AUGCUCAUCUCCUUGUCUCAAUUCAGCCAACCACAAGAUCUGCUUAACCCACGAAAGACUUUCGAAUUUAGCAAUAUCCCCCGACUCCGCCGAUAUAUGGAAAACAGUCAGAGCCUUGAGACACUCGCUGCCGGAGCUAGGCGGUUUGUUGGAAAACCUUAUAGACUGUUCUGCGAGUGGGGAGAGUUGACGAUUUUGCCGCCGCAAAUGAUUGAUGAGAUCAAAAAUGAUAAACGAUUUGAUUUUGGAGCGGCUGCUAGCGAUGAUAAUCAUGCGUACAUUCCUGGGUUUACCGCUCUCCAGCACGAUGAACUCAUGCCAAAGAUCAUUUCAAGGCAUUUGACAAAGGCGUUGGCCAAGAUCACGAGUCCCCUAUCAGAAGAGGCUGCCAUUGUUAUGCGAAAUGUUAUUGGAGACUCAACCGAGUGGCACACUCUCGAUCUGAACGAGCACAUCUCAACAAUUGUUUCCCGCAUGUCCUCAAGAGUCUUCAUGGGCGAAGAACUCUGUCGAGAUGAAGGCUGGAACAACGCCUGCGCCUAUUAUACCAGAAAGACCUUUGAAGCCAUGAUGAUUCUUUGCGUCAUUCCAAGAUGGCUACGUCCUUACAUUCAUUGGAUCCUCCCUCAAUGUCGCGAAGUCCGCCGAGCAUUAAUCGCUGCCCGAAAAGAACUUGAUCCUCAUAUUGAACGUCGCCAGCGGGUGAAAGCUGAAGCACUUGCUCGAGGCGAGAAAUCUCCCUUCGAUGACGCGAUUGAGUGGUUUGACCAGGGUGGUUCAGCGCUUCCGCCUGCUGACUGCCAGAUUGCGCUGACGCUGGCUGCUAUUCAUACGACUACUGACUUACUUUCUCAAACGAUGAUUAAUAUCGCUACAUUUCCCGAAAUGUUCGAUAUUCUGCGGGAGGAGAUAGUUCGCGUGCUGUCGGUUCAAGGGCUGAAGAAGAGCGCGCUGGCUGAUCUCAAGAUUAUGGAUAGCGUUUUGAAAGAGACACAGCGAAUGAAGCCAAUUCUCAUAGGCUGGAGGAGACGAGCUUUGGAAGACGUCACGCUCUCCAAUGGAACAACUGUCAAAAAAGGUACAAAGAUCGUCGUGACAGCUACACACAUGUGGAGCGACGAAAACUAUGCCAACGCCAAAACAUUCGAUCCAUACCGAUUCCUUCCCAAGGAUUCAGGCAAGGAACAGAUGUCAUAUCUUGUAAACACAAGCCCAAAUCACCUUGGGUUCGGUCAUGGUACGCACGCAUGUCCAGGACGAUUCUUUGCUUCCAAUGAAGUUAAGAUUGCGCUUUGCCAUUUGCUUCUCAAGUAUGAUUGGAAGCUUUUGAACGGGAACAGACCUAAGCCUAUGGCUUUUGGAAUGGCGUAUAUGACGAAUCCUGACGCGAAGCUGCUCAUUCGAAGGCGGGAGGAGGAAUUGGAUUUAAGUACCUUGGAACACUGA
Fusarium coffeatum is the source of this 1446-nucleotide messenger RNA. RefSeq lists its product as uncharacterized. NCBI's taxonomy places the organism in Eukaryota, Fungi, Ascomycota, Sordariomycetes, Hypocreales, Nectriaceae. The record is from RefSeq and is a predicted model, not a curated record. Bases 1 to 1446 code for a protein of 481 amino acids. The transcript is spliced from 5 exons. Gene Ontology annotation, molecular function: oxidoreductase activity, acting on paired donors, with incorporation or reduction of molecular oxygen; heme binding; iron ion binding.